AUGAGCGUGUGUUCGUAUUCGGCGCGCCACCUCACCCGAAAAGAGGCUUCGGUUGAUCGUUGUUCGGCUGUUUCGGUGGCCGGAUGUUGCCUCCCAAGAUAUAAACUUUCGCGCCAACCGGAAGUCUCGGCUGCUGUCCGUCGAGAGGGAAAAAUCCGUUUCUGGGCCGUUGGCGAAGGAGAAGACGAAGAUCACAAUAUAUUUAGACUGUCAAUAGCUUACCCAGCCCACCUCCGAAAAUGCCUCCGAAUGCAAAAUCUUUCGCACCAUUAUAAAAGUCCCGCUCGGGUGAUGGGAAUGCAAAUCCCUCGUGAUGACAGCCCGCGCGGACGAGGCGUGAGGAAGGAGCGUCUUGAUAGCAACCCUACGAUCACUUUCCCGCGCCUGUUCCGGUGGGUGAAGCCUCCCGUGGUCCAUCAAGCUGUAAUUCUGGCCGUCGUCGUGAGCGCGGGCGUGGUGGGCGGGGCCCCUACUGGCGUCACGCCUACCGCUGAAUCUCCACCCACCGCGCCCGCUUCCCGAGGCUCCAGCAGCGGUUCAUAUGAUCUGCUGGAAGCUCCCGGCACAGAGCGUGGAGUGGGCCAUGACCGUGAAAACUUGUGUACAAGCAGUGAUUGUGCCGACGUCACCAAGAGCGGUAAUCUCGCCAGACAACAGCAGCGAUUUCAGCGUCGCCGCCAGGUGAGUCACUUGUAUCCAACAAAAGAAAAGAAAGAUGAUUCAGAAGUCCCGUCACGGUCUCGGGCUGCAAGGGACGCAGACACGCGAGUGACGGAUUGGUUGUUGGGGCAGAGUAUGAGUCAGGCCUUCAGUGAGGGCGCGCCUGCUGGUUUAUCGACGUGGAGUUGGUUGAACGGCGCCAGAGAAGCCACACUGGCACCGACGGAGGAAUCCAAGAAGGACGCAAGAGAUGGCUUUUUGCAGAAUAGCGCGGCGUCCUCUUUGCUACAUAGUGGAAUUACUGAUUAUGGCACGGCGCAGACUGGGGGCAUGACUGGCUCUUGGUCUCUGCCAAUUCGUUUUAGUCAAAGUGGGACGAAAAAAAUCAGUAAUCCCCUGACCUCCUCUCCGUCGCUUCCCCCAGUGCCAGACAGGACGACGAGAGAAACAGAGCCUCACGCAGGUCAUCAGUGGUUGACAACACAAACCGUUAGCGACGCCCCCAUCACUGUGACUGACGAACCAGAUAGCAUCCCGUCGCACCCCGAGGAGCGCCCUCCUGGCCCGCAAUCACCUCAUGCCACGAAACCGCUCGCAGCCACUCAUCUGAACACACAUACAAACACACCACUACUCAUCACUUCACCUCUAACGAACACACCCCGAUUCACCAGUUAUCCACGGCCACAUCCCACUUCCUCCAAGCACACACAUACAACACAUCCACUCACAACACAGCAAGCAAACUCUCAUAUAACACAACCCACCAGCACGUCACAACAACACUCAUUUCAUAAGAGCCGUGAGCCACCGGUAAACCAAAACCAUGACACAGUCCUACAGGAUAGUAGCACGCCACCAGACCCAUCAACGGUAGAAUGGCUAACUUUCUUACUCUCUGAUCAACAUGUCAAUUCAGAUCAUGCGCCGACUACACAGUCAGUUACAACAGCAGGCCCGGAAAAACCUCAUGUCAUGAAUACCAGUCUAGGUGCAACAGAGGAGGUAAAAGAAGUUCCUGUUUUGGCUUUAGAAUCUAGCCAUACCUUGACCUCUGUGAUGGACCCAGGUCAUGACGCAUCGGCAGGCUUGAAUCAUGGAAACCUCACAGUUCAGGAAUUUCCAAGACAACCCGCUGUGCCUGUCAGAAAACAAUCAUUCUUAGUCUCAGUAACUGAUCAACCAGUACUAACCAUUGAAUCAUCAAUAACUACGGAUCAAGCGUAUAGUGCAUCUGAACAUUCACAUAAAUAUCCUGAAAACCCUUUUGUAAUCACCGUUCAACCAAAAGUAUCAGAACAAACGCCUGAAAACAAUGAACAUCCUCACAAUUUUUUCGACUUGUCUGGAAGGCCUGAAUCACCACCUGAAGAUGCCAAUGAAUCUAUAUAUAGAGUAGCUGAUAUAGCUGAAAGUAAUGAAAAGUUACAUUUUAAUACACAUGAAAUGUUUAUGCAUUCUGAAACAACACCUGACUCUGAAGUAACAAUGAGCGACCGCGAACAAAGAGUCAAUGCAACCGAACAGCCACCCACAAGCCCUGAACAUAUACAGACAGACCCUGUCAACCAUUUUACAGGUAUUGACAAUGCAAACACUCCAAGAUAUAAACUUUCGACUAUAAAUAACCAGAAAUUGAACUAUGAAGGACAGUCAUUUGUACCUGCUGGGGAAUCCUCCUUUGGUAACCUUCAUUAUAUGCAUAAGCUUCCUCACCAAUCAUACACUGAUCCAGAAUACGAAGGAUCAUCUUCAGAUCUAACCCAAAUACGUGAAAUUCUUGGGCAGUUACUUGAAGUUCCUGAGCAGCCUGUUGUAGGAAUAGGGAAAUAUCCUCCUAGAGGGACUACAACAGCUCCAGUACAGUCAUCUACAGAUCAUGGCCGUCUGGUUACGUUUACCACAAAUAUUUUAAAGCAAACAGAGACAAGCAAUGAUGUCUGGCAGACGGGAUACCAGACAACAGAAAAUUCGCCUUGGACUGCACUUCUACCCACGAGCAGCUCACCCAAAAAUAAUCUUCUGUCAGAAAUACUCAGUCAGACUUUAACAUUUCUAUCCAAAACAGACCCUUUUCCAAACACCAAUAACACUCACGAAAGACUGCCAAACAAAACCAAUUCAGGAAAGGUUCCUGCUCAACCAGCAGAGAGUUUAAUACCCCAGGAUACCUCAACUAUUCUGCCUUUAAAGAACCAGACACCUAAUUACAACAGUGGUGAAAUGCAAGGCACACCAGUGCUAAGUGCGCCACCUGACACGAUCAGCCUUUUGUCAGCCUUAACCACCACUGCCCCUAUAAAAGUUACUACUGCUGCAGAACAGAGUAUAUCAUGUGAAGAUGUUGGUAAGCUUUCCCCUCUCUUGGAUUUCUACGGCUCAGUUUAUCCUGGUUUGACAAAUCCUUGUAAAUCAGUAAGAACUGAUAAAGAGAGUGAAGGCAUUGUUAAAGAUUCUGAUCUAUAUUCUACACACGAACAAAAGGAGAAGCUAGUGAGUAGUGAAAACAUAGCCCAAGUCCCUUCAGAUUUUUCUCCUGUUAUCAUAUCAGAUAUUCCAAUAAGUUACUCUACAUAUAGGAUACCUGACCCCGAUAUUGUAUCAAACAGCUAUUCCGCUGGAAGUUCUCACGUGUCUCCCAGCUAUAUCUCCAAUGAUCAACCCAAUGAUCACAGAGCACAGAGCACCAGUGACUCUACUCAGCCACCCACUGGCAUGAUACCUUCACCGACAAAUGCCACGCCCACCAUAGAUUCAUCCACGAUUAUUCCAUACUCAGUUCAUUUCCCAAAGAGGAACGUUUCAUGGCACUUAAGCACCCAACCCAACAACAAAAGUACGGCAAAAUAUGAGCCCUCACCUACUCUCUCUCCGCCACCCAUGUAUGAGGAUACACACAAUGCUUCGUCCAUCAGUGAGGACAGCCAUUCAUCCUCUCCUACGCUGCCGUCAUUCACGUCCGACGAGAUCCCUCAGCCAGAAGCUUUCCUUACCUUUGAGGAUUUUGAGGACAAGCCAACAGCGACCUUGGUGGCAGGGGAUGGGAGUUCAAUCGUCGUCAGCUCCAUGAGUCUGAACGUUGGACAUGCCCUGCCUGAGCCUUAUAAGGGGGGAGAGAACACAAAGUGGGUAAAGAUUUCAGUAGAACCGUCAGUGGACUUGGCUCCUACACCUUCUUCAGCAAGCACAAGCAAAGAACUCCCAUCCACAAGCACACUGCCACCAACGUCGACAGAGAAGGAAGGCAACUCUUCCUUUUCGAUAACCUCCAUCUGGGGAUCUUGGUAUAAACGAUGGGCCUCCUCUAGGUCAAAAGUCACGUCUGGAGGCACUACUUCAGACACCGGGAUCACUGCAACAACGACAGAAAACCAGAUUGUUGUCUCACCAUAUACAACAAUGCCAUCCCCAUCAACUACUCCUACAACCACUCCAGCAUUACCAAACCACACGAUAUCCUUAUUGUUGGAUAGUCUUGUAACACAUCCUUCUACAACAGAUCCUGCAGCAUCGUACCUUUUAUCAGAGAGCCAAACAACGAAAAUCCCCUCGAUGAUCUCUCAGGCAGUUCCUAUUCCCAUGGUACUCCCCACAACACCGCCAACAAGUACAUUCCAUGCAACCUCCCAAACAACACCACUUUCAGCAAAACCAGCUGCAUCACCAGCGAUGAGUUUUACGUCACCAUUCCCGUUAUUAACAAAUAAUAAGUCACCGGCGAGGAAUCUUACCAUAUCAUCACUUCAAACAGAGUCUUCAUUGAAUAAAUCCGGACCAGCUGAUUUGACAGUGGAAGAGGAUUCAGUUACACCUCUUACAACACUUGUGUCGACAGCAGAUCCUACAAAGGACUCUGAUAACAACUUGCUUGUACUAAGAGAUGAGUCCCCACAUACUCAGCCCAUAACAGAGGGUCAUACAACGCCAAUUUCUGUAGAAUAUGAAACUGAAUCACCCGUAAAUGAACCUACCGAGACGAUAGUACCAACGCAUGAUCAAGUAUCGAAUUCGACCAGCCAAAAUUCAACCAAGAAAGAACUGACCUCAACGUCCUCGCCAUUGACUCGCGUCCUGGGUUCUCUCUGGGACUUGUUUCGGCCUCAGAAACCCAAAUUAACAGUACAGACUGAUUCUGUGGCCUCAGACGAUCACAAAAACGAGAGUCAUUCUGGAAAUAAUAUUAUGGGUAACAUUAAACAAUCAGUUACAACAACAAAGUUACCCAUAUACACAAUAUCUAAUCUUACAUCUGUUGUUCCGUCUGCAGUAACUAAGAGUAUGCCAUCGAACGUAACAGCAAUAACUCAAAAUACAGAUAAUUCGACUGUACUGAUGUCGCAUACAAAUCAUGAAGAGAAACACCGCUUCCUACAGAUGUUUAGUACACGUAAAGAACCCCAAGUUACAUUCAUCAAUCCCUCAGAGGGCAAUGUUGAACGUGUGAGACCCUCUCCGACGAAAUCUCCCCUUGCAGCAUAUCUUCCUUCUUCAAUUGAAUCUUUAGAAAACCUGUUUAAUCUCCUCGGUAAAUUCGGUAACAAGCAUAGCAUAUUUGGAGGUCAUGAGAAAAGAAAAAAUGAGCAAGUUGAGGACACUGUCCCGGGAAACCAUUGGCCACUCGUCUUAAGGCAGCGGCCUUCACAACCUCCUCAUUUCCCUCAACUCGUAGCACCACCGGUUACCGUCACCUACCGCCCGCCAUCCGCUCACCACAGGCCUGGUGCAGGAAUAUCCACACAAAGACCCGCCAUCAUUCUGAAGAAACAAGGAUCGAGGGUACAUAUCCCCCUGAUACCCUCAGCGGAUUUCAGCUCGUUUCAGCCUCAUAGUUCCAUUCGCUCUAAGAUCACGAGCAAUUUAUUCGACCCUCGUCCUGAGACAACAGUGAACCCUGCCUUUCCUCCUCGCGCCACGGGCACACUUCCUCUAAACAUCAUUCGCUCCAGAGCAGGCGAAAUCGAGUACGACCGGACGAAUGAUGUCAGAAACGUCAAAGCUGAAGUCGACGAGAGUCAGCAUCACCGCCCUCCCUUCCCCGCUGAACCCAAGACGUCGGAAACCCAUCAGCGGAGGAGGUGCGGGAGUCGCCUGCUGGACCGCCUCGACUACCUGCUCGGAAGGGAACUCGUCAUGGACCAGUUCGGCGUGAGAGUGUAUAGCUCCGUCGUCGAAAGCAUACUUACGGCCGAGUGCAGCGCCCAAGAGGAAACUCCUGAAGGAUCGAACAGAGGGCCUUUGCCGCUCCCUCCGUCGCCCCCGCCGGCCUUGUCUCCGAAGCCUCAACCCCUCGCUCCCCCUUCCGAGUACAAACCUGCAGCCACGUUCGGGAUGGAGGGAUGGAUGACGAUGGAUGACCUGAGGGCUAAGGCAGAAGAGGAUCGCCUCAAGAAGCAUAAAGAGAACAUCCCUGAGGACACCACGCAGCGCAGCUUGGACACAGAAACAAGCGCGAGUUACGCACACCUCCUCAGGAAUCACCGUCUGACGGGCCCCUUCAUGCCCACCGCCGCCGCCCUCUCUGCUACGCCCAAGCACCCUUCGACCUCUUCCCCUACGCCCUCUCCCCCGAUUCCUCUUCCCACGACGACUUCCCCUGCCUCGACGACCUUCCCUGCCCCGACGAAUCCCCCUUCUUCGACGAACUCCCCUGCCACGACGACCUCUCUUGCAAAUGACACUUCUACUGCCGCGUCUCUUGCGCCGCCUUUCCUGUCCAUCUUCUCUUCGUUCUCCUCUUCCUUCGCUAAUGCUUCCACCUUGACUACUCCGUCCACACAUCGACCCGGUCCAUCCACGCUUCCAAGCCCGUCUACAUCUACAGUGUCCGAUCUACUGUCUACCCCGCCUGCAUACUCCACUCCAACUAAUUCGUUUACUUCUAAUUUGUAUACCCUAGACGCGCAUAAAGCAUCCAUUGUAUCCACUCUUUCCGUAGCCUCCACUCCACCUUCCUCAUCCACACCCUCUACCUUCUCCACCCUUUCCACCCCAUUCAUCUCUGCACCUGCCACCUCUCCUCCUUCGUCAGCGCCGCGUGAUGACCGCCCAGCGCCCCCGACCCUCCUGCAGACGCCACCGGCAGCCCGCAGCGAAGGACGGCAGAGAAGGUUCGCGACAAUGCUUAGGAGUCCCCCCGGCCUGGCACUUGGAGCCGGGAUGCUGGCAUUGAACAGCGUGGCACUGGCUGCAGGCUCCCCAAUCAGCCCGGCGGAAGAGCAGCUUCCUUCCGCCCCGGAGGAAACGCCCUUCCCGCGCGCCCUCAGCACCAGCGUCUUCGGCUUCGAAACGAUCCUGACGGGGCUGGUGUACCUCUCCUUCGGGAUCUUCCUCUACCAGAUGAUCCAGAGAGCCGUGGACGCGCGACUCAUUACCUCACUUACGUCGCCAACCGGUGGGAGAAGCGCCAGCCAGUUCGAUGCCAGCAGUCUUUUGGAGUCCUUAGAGGAGCACCUGCUCUCGCCUGUUUUAAGUGCUAAUGACCCUCCGUCAGCAGUCAUGGGUGCUACUGCCUCUGACGUGACUGAAACCGUAUGCUCGUUAAACGCCCGGAAGAACCGCACUCGCUCAACGCUUUGUGAUUAA
This is a messenger RNA of Penaeus indicus, 7242 nucleotides long. Its product is annotated as mucin-2-like. The coding region runs from base 1 to 7242 and encodes 2413 amino acids. Lineage: Eukaryota; Metazoa; Arthropoda; Malacostraca; Decapoda; Penaeidae. The transcript is spliced from 9 exons. The record is from RefSeq and is a predicted model, not a curated record.